CUUGAGCCACGUGGUUCAUUACCACAACUACCAUGGAAGGCUAUCAUGUAUCACUCAUCAACCAACACAGGAGCCGCAGAAACCGGUGACGUCACCGGCGGUAAUGUCGGCGGCAACGCCAAUGUCAGUAUUCCACAAUUACCCAUCAUCUUCAUCAACCCUUCCAACCAAACCCUUCAAUUCACAAUCCCCAUUGACAAGACGAGCGGUAGUAUUCAACACCAAAGAAUCGAAAUGGUUGUUUCCUCCAAGUCCUACCCAAUUUUUCGUCUCCAAAGGAAAGGGUCUCAAAUUGGAGACUCUUUCCGUUGUUUUCCGCGGAGCGACUCACCGGAAGUCCUCCACAACCACCAGCCCCUCCGCCGCAAAGCAGCCUCCUGCUCCUCCUCCGCAAGGAGAUGGUGACGUAAUGCGGCUCCUGCAGGUUGCACUCUGGGCAGCUGAAGCAAUCUAUAUCUUCUGGCUCUUUUUACUUCCAUAUGCCCCGGGUGAUCCAGUAUGGGCCAUCAGUUCAGACACAGUCAAUUCUCUCGUGGGUCUUUCUCUCAAUUUCUUCUUUAUUCUGCCACUAUUGAACUCUGUCGGCAUUCGUCUGAUUGAUGCUCCAACUCUUCACCCGAUGUCUGAAGGAUUGUUUAACUUUGUUAUCGGGUGGACAUUCAUGUUUGCUCCUCUGCUAUUCACGGAUUGUAAGAGGGACAGAUACAAAGGAUCAUUGGACAUUUUAUGGGGCUUUCAAAUGUUCCUCACAAACACAUUCUUGAUACCUUACAUGGCCAUAAGGCUGAAUGAGGCUGAUGCCCAGUAUACUCCAAGAAAGCCCUCUCAACUGAGUUCUGUGAUGACUAACGGCGCACCCAUCGUUGGACUGAUUGGCGGUGCUGUGUGUCUGAUAUCUACAUUGUGGGCGCUGUUUGGCCGAGCAGAUGCUAAUUUUGGAAGUGUAAUGGACAGAUGGGAGUUCUUGGUAAGUUAUCUAGGAUCUGAGAGGCUGGCCUAUGCCUUCAUUUGGGAUAUUUGCUUUUACAUAAUCUUUCAGCCUUGGUUGAUAGGUGAUAACCUACAAAAUGUUCAGAAAAGUAAGGUUGAUCUGGUGAAGUAUCUUAGAUUUGUUCCGGUAGUUGGUUUAGUUGCCUACCUUCUUUGUUUUAAUUUUGAUGAGAGUAAUAGCUAAAUAUAUUAUUGACUCCAUCGGUCUAUCGACAAGUAACAAUGAUAUUCUAGGUUUUUGAAUCAAUUCUAGUGGGUGCUAUAAAAAUGUUGUUGUUUUCCAUUUUUAUUUUUUAAAUGGGUGUUAUACAAAUGAAAAUUUUAAGUUUAGCAGCCCUUAAUUUUGUGUUUA
Messenger RNA from Cornus florida, 1342 nucleotides. RefSeq lists its product as uncharacterized. Bases 104 to 1174 code for a protein of 356 amino acids. NCBI's taxonomy places the organism in Eukaryota, Viridiplantae, Streptophyta, Magnoliopsida, Cornales, Cornaceae. The transcript has 5 exons. The record is from RefSeq and is a predicted model, not a curated record.